Molecule: messenger RNA, 702 nt
Organism: Morone saxatilis (striped sea-bass)
Lineage: Eukaryota; Metazoa; Chordata; Actinopteri; Moronidae
Product: solute carrier family 2, facilitated glucose transporter member 5-like
Exons: 6
Coding region: 1-702 (233 amino acids)
Biological process (GO): monosaccharide transmembrane transport
Cellular component (GO): membrane
Molecular function (GO): hexose transmembrane transporter activity
Source: RefSeq, a predicted model, not a curated record
AUGGGGCCAAUGUUCGGCACUGUGUACUCCUCUUCCUUCUCCCAAAGAGGUUUUGUGGCACUGAAAGGCACAGUGGUAAACACAACAGUGCUGGUGUUUGUUGCCGGGUCACUCAUGGGCUUCAGCAGGAUUUGUAAUUCACCUGAGAUGGUCAUCAUUGGCCGCUUCGUCACAGGGAUUCACUCAGGUAUCUCUCUAAGUGUAGUACCAAUGUACCUGGGUGAGAUCGCACCCAAGAACCUGCGAGGCUUCCUGGGUCUUGUGCCCAGUAUCUUUAUUGGCACCGGAGUCUUCGCUGCUCAAAUCCUCGGCCUACACGAGCUUCUGGGAAAGGAGGAGCACUGGCCCCUCUUUCUCUCAGUGGUGGUGGUACCCACCUUCAUCCAGUUGAUGCUGUUGCCAUGGUUCCCAGAGAGCCCUAGGUAUCUGCUGAUUGAGAAGCACAAUGUCCACGCCACAAUCACAGCCCUGAAGUGGUACAGAGCCAAGUGUAACAUCCAGGCUGAGAUUGAAGAGAUGCAGGAGGAGCAGCGCUCUCUGUCGUCAGUGGAGACGCUGUCUGUAUGGAACCUGUUGCUGGAUGACACAGUCCGCCGGCAGGUGGUCAGCGUGGUGGUCAUCAACAUCGGCAUGCAGCUGUCUGGCAUCGAUGCUUCUAAACACUUCCUGUCCUGUCCUGUUCCCCCUACACGCCUCAUCUGA